Molecule: messenger RNA, 2105 nt
Organism: Rotaria sp. Silwood2
Lineage: Eukaryota; Metazoa; Rotifera; Eurotatoria; Philodinida; Philodinidae
Source: the annotation of a GenBank genome assembly
CCCACACCCACACCCACUCCCACACCCACACCCACACCCACACCCACACCCCACACCCACACCCACGCCCACACCCACACCCCAAAAUAUGAAUAAUCUGUUCGAAAAAAGUACCAAACCAAAGUCUCAAAGCAGCAUGUAAAAGUCAUAUUCUAAUGCAGCACACUAGUAUUGUGGAACAAUACUACUACUUCAUUACCCUUUUUUAAUUCAACAAAUUAUAGUACUUUGAAACCGCAAUACCAGUGAUUCAUUUUAUCCAUGAUAUUCUUUCUAUAACAACCAAUACAUUCAAAACGUUUCUCUUUUAUCUUCAAUAACAUUCAGCAGCAUUUCAGAUAAGUUUUCGCAUGAUAUAUAAUUCAACUUGGUGGUCCAUUUCUAUAUGUCAGAAACCUCUUACUAAUAUCCAAUGUCGUAUAGAAGUACACGGAUAUGGUUCAUAGGUCCUGUAAUAACUUAUCGCUGCCAGUAAUUUUUUUUUCGAUUUUCCUUUAUUAUGUUGUAGCAUUUUAAAUGAGCUUUCGAAUGAUAUAUUAUUCAACUUGGCGGUUCCUUUCUAUGUGCAAAAAUACUCAUACUAAUAUCAAGUGUCGUGUACAAAUACAUAGAAAUCGUCCACAGGUUCUGUGAUGAGUCAUAGCUGCCAACAAUUUUUUUUCGAUUUUUCUUUAUUAUCUUGUAGCAUUUUAAACAAGCUUUCAAAUGGUAUAUAAUUCAACUUGGCGGUCCCUUUCUAUAUGUCAGAAUAUGCAAGGGAUUUUGAUGCGUGGUAAUGCUUUAUAUCGGUAUAUGACUAUAUAAUAUAUUGAUGCCCGUCCGCUACAACAGCACAUCAUAUUGAUCUGAUUUUUAUAUUAAAACAAUUGUUAGACCUAAUGUGAUGAUUUUAGAAGGAGAAAGUAGUACUUUGUUGGGGGGGGGGGGGGGGGGGGGGGAAAUUUUGGUUUGAAAUCCCCCCCCCCCUUGGGAUUUUGGUGAUGGUUUUACCGAUUUCAUUAUAGAAUUCAACAAUAUGUUUUUAUUUUUAAAGUGGUUGGUGUGUGGGGUGGGUGUUGAGGGGGGGGGGGGGGGGGGGGUGGGGGGGGGGGGGGGGGGGUGGGUCAAAUUUCUGGUCUUAACGUCCCCCCUCCUUUAGUAUUAUGAUCAGUGUGUGCCACUAUCAGUAUAAGAAUUGAACAAGAUUAUUCUCUAUAUAAAAUGUGGUUGUCAAUAACUCUUGAUUAAUUACCUAAUAACUGUUAGCCAACUGAUAUAUGAUUAUGUCUUUCAUUUAAUACAACAAUGACUUGUAAAAAAACAUAUCAUAAGAAUAUAAAUUGUCGUUACUCUAGAUCUAUUUACAAACACUACUAUAAAACUGGUUGUUUUUUUUAAUUUCAAUCUUCUAAUCUAUGAUGAAAGGUUUGAAAUAGAAUGUAUGAAUAAAAAAAGACAUUUACAGAAAUAAAUCCGAUUAUGUUUGCUAUUUAUUUUUUGAUUAGUCUCUCUCGAAAUCCAUAUAUAUACAUCAUUUACUCUUUAUUCAUUUCAAAAAAUGGUCAACAUAUUAUUCUUUGUUGUUUUUUCUUUCUUUUCACUAAUUAAUCAAGUUAAAUGUUUUCAACAACAACCUAAACUAAUUAGCACACACAUAGUAUGUUAUACAUUUUAAUUUAUAAAUUAUUUAUCUAUUUAAUAAAAAGAUUUAUCGACAUGGAGAUCGUACACCAAAUUUUUUGUACCGGAAAAGUAAUGUUGAUGAAUCUUUCUGGCCAAAUGGUUUCGGACAAUUAACAGUUCGAGGACAAAUUCAACAAAUACGAUUAGGACAAUAUAUUCGAGAACGAUAUUCUCAAUUACUCAAUUCAACAUAUGUCGCUUCGGAAAUAUUUGUUCGAAGUACGGAUCUCGACAGAACUCUUAUGUCAGCUUAUUCAAAUUUGCUUGGAUUAUAUCCUACGUCAAAGGAUAAAUUAAAUCAAAUCCUACUAGAACUAGAACAAGAAAAUAUAUGGCCAAAAAUUCUACCAUGGCAACCAAUUCCUGUACAUACUGUACCAGAAUCGAUUGAUUACGUAUGUAGUUUAACAGAUAGAUUUAUUCAUCAAAGUACAAUAUCAUAG